AUGGCGGACCAAGAGGAGACUUUUGCCCUUCAAAACUCUCCUGGUGGCUCGGAUUCAAGGGAAUUACAGAGCGAUAAUAAAUCAGAGAAACAGAACGGGACCUCAAGCAAAUCCCCGUCAUCACAGACAACUUACAUCCAGCAGGGAAUGGAGGGAAUAAAAGUCUACCUGCACGAGAGGGAACUCUGGACGAAGUUUGACGAGGUGGGGACGGAGAUGAUCAUCACCAAAGCCGGAAGGCGGAUGUUCCCCAGCUUCAAAGUGAAGGUCACAGGAUUAAACCCCAAAACUAAAUAUAUUCUCCUGAUGGAUGUUGUUCCUGCAGACGACCAUCGGUACAAAUUCGCCGAUAAUAAAUGGUCUGUGACUGGGAAGGCAGAGCCCGCCAUGCCCGGCAGGCUCUACGUUCACCCGGACUCUCCCGCCACGGGGGCGCACUGGAUGAGGCAGCUCGUUUCCUUCCAGAAGAUGAAACUGACCAACAACCACCUGGACCCGUUCGGACACAUCAUCCUAAACUCGAUGCACAAAUAUCAGCCGAGGAUCCACAUAGUGAAGGCUGAUGAGAAUAACGGCUUCGGAUCCAAAAACACGGCCUUCUGCACGCACGUCUUCCCAGAGACAGCUUUCAUUGCGGUCACGUCCUAUCAGAACCAUAAGAUAACCCAGUUGAAGAUCGAGAACAAUCCCUUUGCAAAAGGCUUUCGUGGGAGUGAUGAUAUGGAGCUGCAUCGGAUGUCCAGAAUGCAAAGCACCAAGGAGUAUCCAGUAGUGCCUCGCAGCACAGUGCGCCAGAGAGUGGGCUCCAGCCAGAGCCCGUUCAGUGGGGAGGUCCAGGGCAUGGCCACCCCGAGCACCCUGAGCUCCCAGUACUCCCAGUGUGAGAACGGAGUCACCAGCACCUCACAGGACAUGCUGCCCCAGUCGGGCUCCUACCCGCUGCCACACGAGCACGGCCAGGAGUACCACUGCAUCAAGAGGAAAGUGGAAGAUGACUGCCACUCAGGUGAGCACAGCUAUAAGAAGGCCUAUCUGGAGAGCUCGUCCAGCGAGGAGGACCAUUACUACCGUCCUGUUGGCUACGCCCAGAGCCUCGGCCUGGCUGGCGGGCCCUACCGCAGUGAAUCCAGCCAGCGACAGGCCUGCAUGUAUGCCAGCGCCUCACAGGGUGCUGAGCCAGUUCCCAGUUUGGAGGACAUCAGCUGCAACACUUGGGCCAGCGUUUCACCCUAUGGGAGUUGCUCCGUCACCACCAUGCAGCCAAUGGAUCGGCUGCCCUACCAGCACUUCUCGGCUCACUUCACCUCAGGGUCUCUGGUGUCCAGACUUGGCGGGGUCGGGGGCCACGCCUCUCCGCAACUGGGCGACGGCCACCACGCCGCCAUGUACCAGAGCUCCAUGACCCACCAGACUCUGGGCCGCCAGUGCAGUCCUGGGGCUGGGAUCCAGUCGCCAGCAGCUGGCCUACAAGGAAAUGAGUACCUCUAUACGCAUGGUAUCCCACGUACACUAUCGCCACACCAGUACCACACUGUACAUAGUGUCAGCAUUAUGCCAGAGUGGAACGAGAACAGCUAAAAGAGCUUUUUUCACUCAAUGAAUAAAAGUAAAAGGAAGAAACAAAAAAGGACCAAAAUAAGGCAGUGUUAAGAUGAACUUAUAUUUAUAUUUCUAGAGGAUGUGUUGCUGGUCAUCUUAAUGAGAUCAGUGUUGGUUCACUGACAGCAGUGGAUAUUGGUAAGAUGGUGUUGUAGUAGGAAAGCGAGCAUCUUAUCACUUGACUUGUUGUGACAGCAUCUGCACUUAUAAGCAAAUAACACAGACAUGAACGAAGAGGAGCUGGACCAGAACAAACGCAAAGACUGCUCGAGUGCAGAGAAAGUGAACACAGUGGAAAUCCAGACGCUGAACAGAAGAACAAAUGCCUCAGAUGCUUUGCCAGCAGUCCCAAGUUGAUGGUGUUCUCGUGCGGUGGUGUUUUUUUACAUGUCAAAAUACAAAACUCUUGUUUUGUAUUCAUGUCCUGAAUUUGUGUUUAAAAAAACUAAAAAAGAAGAAAAAAAAGACAUUCGUCUAUUUCACAUUAUCCUGAGUUCUCAUUUUCUUUUAAGUUUUUGUAGUUAACAACUUACUUUGUAGUCAAGAUGCUAUAAGUUAAAAAUUAAUAAGCAGAUGGGAGCUUUUGUUGUGGCUCUUUGGUGAAUUUGCUUGCUCUUAAAUCUGUCCUAUUACUGGCUACAUUUACAUGAACGUCGAGAAUUUAAUCCUAAUGCCAUUAUGAGAAACAUGGCAGUUAAAGUCACAAGUAGAACAGCACUUCAAUUAAAUUGUUUAUUCAUUUCAGGCUGACACCCUUUCUCAGUGUUCAAACUUGAAACAGUGUUACAGCCAAGCACCAGUGAGCUGUACAAUAUGAAGCACAACAAUUUAGCCAAUUACAUUAGCUUGAACUUAAAGAAUACAGUUGUAACUAGAUUUUUAACCUGGACCUUAUUUUCCCAGUUUUUGCCAUUCGUGUAGUCCAGUAAAUCCAUGAAAACAUCGCUCAAAUCCUGAAAUCCUUUAACACUGUAA
Molecule: messenger RNA, 2574 nt
Organism: Centropristis striata (black sea bass)
Lineage: Eukaryota; Metazoa; Chordata; Actinopteri; Perciformes; Serranidae
Gene: tbx5a
Product: T-box transcription factor 5a
Exons: 8
Coding region: 1-1578 (525 amino acids)
Biological process (GO): positive regulation of DNA-templated transcription; regulation of transcription by RNA polymerase II; cell fate specification
Cellular component (GO): nucleus
Molecular function (GO): DNA-binding transcription factor activity, RNA polymerase II-specific; RNA polymerase II cis-regulatory region sequence-specific DNA binding
Source: RefSeq, a predicted model, not a curated record